Molecule: messenger RNA, 801 nt
Organism: Rotaria socialis
Lineage: Eukaryota; Metazoa; Rotifera; Eurotatoria; Philodinida; Philodinidae
Source: the annotation of a GenBank genome assembly
AUGUUCGCAUAUACUUUUAUUGUCAGCACAGUUUUUAUUGGAUCUAUAUUCAGUAAUCCUAUUGUUAGUCCUGGUGGCGAUGGUAUUAACUACGAGUUACUUGGUGGCGGAAUUGAAGGUGAUAUGAUUUUACCCGACGGAUUUGAUCCGAAAGGGGAAUUCAAUGGAAAAGGUGUAGCCAUUUAUGGACCACGUCGUUGGCCGAAUAAUAUCAUUCCGUAUGAUAUAUCAGCAAUUACAAAUGCCGGACAUCGAACGAUGAUCGAAAGUGCAAUGGCAAUACUUGCAAAUGAUGUAAGCACACCUAUUGCAGGAUCAACGUCACGAAAACCAUGUGUUACUUUUCGACCGAAAAUAUCAACUGAUCAAGUUUUCGUUAGAAUUCAAUAUGGAACUGGUUGCAGUGCAAGCGUAGGAUAUUCUUCGGGCGCGAAAACAUUGACAUUACAAAAUUCCGGUUGUUUUCGAUCUGGUAUUAUUCAACAUGAACUCAUACAUGUUCUUGGGUUUUAUCAUGAACAAUCACGUCCUGAUCGUGAUCUAUAUAUUACUGUUAACCACAAUAAUAUUGAAAUAGGCAAAGAACAUAACUUCAAUAAAUACACAUGGGGAUCCACUGUUUUAGAUCAAAAAUCACCUUAUGAUUUCGGAAGUAUAAUGCACUAUGGUCCUACUUCUUUUAGUGCCAACGGUUUACCAACUAUUACACCAAAACAAGCAGGUGCAACCAUUGGUCAACGAGAUAAACUUAGUGCAACCGAUAUCAAUGAAAUUCGUCAAUUUUAUAGUUGCACAAUUUAA